Penicillium verrucosum is the source of this 978-nucleotide messenger RNA. RefSeq lists its product as uncharacterized. The transcript is spliced from 4 exons. The record is from RefSeq and is a predicted model, not a curated record. The coding region runs from base 1 to 978 and encodes 325 amino acids. Lineage: Eukaryota; Fungi; Ascomycota; Eurotiomycetes; Eurotiales; Aspergillaceae. Gene Ontology annotation, molecular function: dioxygenase activity.
AUGGACUUACCGAAAUAUGAGCAUCCACUCGAGACAAAAUGUCCGUUGAAAUAUGCGGAUAUUGUUACUAUCGACCUUUCUGAAUAUGAUCGUCCGGGAGGAAAAGAGACACUGGCACAGAAAUUCAAACAAGAGAUGUUAACAGAGAAAGGCUUCUUCUAUAUCACCAAUAUUGGUCUAUCUCAGGAGGAGAUUGAUCUCCAGUUUGCCAUUGCAAAGGCAUUUUUUGAACUACCCGAAGAAGAACGACUGAGACACCGUGCUCCUUUAGAAGAUGGUAGCUACAAUGGCUACCCAUCUUCAAAUUCAUCCCCCAAAGCGAGCGAUCACACCCAGACCUCAUCAAACUCCAUGGAUAUCGAGAGAUUCUCCCGCUUCAUGCAUGAGAACGUGUCCUUCAAGCUCCUCCGAAUAUUAGCCACCAUGCUCGAACUACCAGAAGACCAGUUCGUGCAUGGAAACCGCUACGAAGAUGAAUGCGAUAGCUCUAUCCGCUAUAUGCUAUACCAUGCCCGUUCCCAAGAAGAAAACAAGACGUAUGAUGAUAUCUACUUCCGUGGACACACGGACAAGGGGACUAUGACGUUCCUAUUUCAGCAACCAAUAGCAGGACUACAAGUGAAACAGGCCGAAGAUGCAGAGUGGGAAUAUCUAAGGAUUCCUGCAGGCUCUGUCGCUGUUAAUAUCGCCGAUACGCUCCAGUUCCUCACAAAUGGGUAUCUGAAAAGUGGAAUUCAUCGGGUUAUAACGCCACCGAAGGAUCAGAUGCACCUCGAUCGAUUAGGCUUGUUGUAUUUUGUGCGGCCGACUGACAAAUUGCGGUGGAAGGCACUGGAUAGUCCUUUCUUGCAGAAGGAAGGUUAUGGCAAAACCACGACCGAAAAUGACAAGGAUGUUUCUGGGCUGGAGUGGUGGAGAGCUGGGGUUAAGGCUCGCAAGGGAGCAAAUUACAUUAGUUCCCCAGCCAGCACAACCUAA